AUGGGUUGUUUAAAGCUACGAGUUCAACCAGAAGAUGUUAUAAUAAAUUGCUCUAAAGGUGUUACAAUUCCUCCUCCUAAAGGUCAUAAAUGGAAAGAAGUUCGACAUGACAAUAUGGUCACUUGGCUUUGUUCUUGGAAUGAAAAUGUUUUGUUCAGUAACAAAUAUAUAAUGUUAAACCCUUCUUCAAAGCUUAAAGGCCAAAAAGAUUGGGAAAAGUUCGAAAAAGCGCGAAAGCUUAAAGGCUGUGUUGGGCCAAUUCGAGAUCAGUAUUUAUUAGACUUUAAAAGCAAAGAGAUGCGAAUACGACAACGUGCAGUUGCUCUUUAUUUUAUUGAUAAAUUUGCGCUUAGAGCUGGAAAUGAAAAGGAUACUGAUGAAGCUGCAGAUACUGUUGGUUGUUGCUCUCUUCGUUGUGAACAUAUUAAAUUACACGAAGAAUUGGAUAACCAGAAAUAUGUUGUAGAAUUUGAUUUUCUUGGAAAAGAUUCAAUUCGUUAUUACAAUCGUGUACCUGUUGAAAAGGCUGUUUUUAAAAAUUUGAAAAUUUUUAUGGAAGGAAAGGAACCUGGCGAUGAUCUCUUUGAUAGACUUGAUACAAGUUCUCUAAAUGCUUAUUUGAAAGAAUUAAUGGAUGGAUUAACUGCCAAAGUAUUUCGUACAUAUAAUGCUUCAAUUACUUUACAAGACCAAUUGGAUAAAUUAACAAAUCCUGAUGAUACAAUCCAUGCAAAGCUGCUUUCAUAUAAUCGUGCAAAUCGACAAGUUGCAAUUCUUUGUAAUCACCAACGUGCAGUCCCUAAAACUCAUGAUAAGGCUAUGGAAACACUACAAAAUAAGAUUAAUGAAAAGAAGAAAGAAUAUAAAGAAAUUAAAGCUGAACUUAAGAAAAAUAAAAAUGAUGAGAAAUUGCAGAAAAAAUAUACUCGAGUGAAAGAACAACUUGUAAAAUUAAAAACACAGCAUACCGACAAGGAUGAAAAUAAACAAAUUGCAUUGGGCACAUCCAAACUUAAUUAUUUGGAUCCAAGAAUAUCAGUUGCUUGGUGCAAAAAGUAUGACAUCCCUAUAGAAAAGAUUUACUCGAAAACUCAACGUGACAAAUUUCGAUGGGCUAUAGAUAUGACAAAAGAGGAUUUUAUUUUUUGACAAAGAACAAAGGAUUGUGUUUUUUUUAUCAAAAAAAGGUUUUUUUCAAUAUUUUGACUUACAAACGAGAAAUCCUCCAAAAAAUUAUUAAUAUGUUAUAAUUGAUUUUUUUUCGAUUUUUUAAAAUUAUUUUGUGUGUUUUUAUAUUUUGUAGUAAUUUUGCAGCUCUAUUUUAUAUACACAAUUAUUUAAAAAUGGAAAAAAAUACUAACUAGUUCAUGAAAAAAUACUAUUAAAAAAUAAGGUGUCGUGUUUGUUGUUCUUUCUCUCUAUUCAUUCUCUACUAUUUCUCAUAACUAAAUCUAAAAAAUUUCAGAAAAUUUUUUCUUGAAAAAAUUGUGUUUAUCGUAAUAUUAAGCAUUUUUUAUUGUAUAAGUUUACGGAUAAAUUUGUAAUGGAUGGUAAAUAUUAUAAUUUGUAUUACUUGUUUUUAAUUAUUAAAAGGAGUAAUUUUGUAGGUAGGAUGUGCUUUAGCCUGCAGGUUUCACUUUCUUUUAGACGAAAACUCAUAAUUUGC
Molecule: messenger RNA, 1666 nt
Organism: Meloidogyne enterolobii
Lineage: Eukaryota; Metazoa; Nematoda; Chromadorea; Rhabditida; Meloidogynidae
Source: the annotation of a GenBank genome assembly